Molecule: messenger RNA, 2349 nt
Organism: Haliotis rubra (blacklip abalone)
Lineage: Eukaryota; Metazoa; Mollusca; Gastropoda; Lepetellida; Haliotidae
Product: putative ankyrin repeat protein RF_0381
Exons: 1
Coding region: 1-1527 (508 amino acids)
Molecular function (GO): protein binding
Source: RefSeq, a predicted model, not a curated record
AUGGCUCAUUUGGCAUGUAAAUAUGGACACACAGACAUUGUCAAGAUUCUCAUGGAUAACGGUCUUGAUCUCAAUGAAAAGGAUGAUAAUGGAGAGACUUGUCUCCUGGCCGCCUGCAUGGGAGGCAACCCAGCUGCAGUAUCAUUUCUCCUGGAAAACAAUGCACAAUGGUCAAAGGACAAUGAUGAUCACAAUCCACUCCAUCAUGCUAUUGAGAAGGAGAAGGUGGACAUGUUAAGACUACUUCUAGAAUGUGAAGAAGCGAAGGAAUUCCUGAACAAAACUGACAAAGAUAGCCAGAGUCCUCUUCAUCUUGCUUGUCUCAAAAAAUCGCCUGAAAUGGUUGAACUUCUGCUGGAGAAGGAUGCAGAUGUUAACGUGACUGAUAGCUGCGGCUGGACCCCUCUCCACUACAUCUCUUGGGUAGGGAACAGAAAAAUCAUUGACAUUCUCAUAAAGUUUAAAGCUGAUGUUAAUGCACAGUGCAAGGAGAGUUCGCUCAAACCAAAGUCCCCUCUGAAACUGAAUUCGGGUAAGAAACCAAAUGAAACCGAAGGCAUGACGGCAUUACAUCUGGCGUGUCAUCAAGGUCAUGUAGGUGUUGUGAAGAAACUGAUGGAUGUUGACAACAUUGAUAUCAAUAUUUCAGACGUCUUUGGAAAGUCAGCUCUCUACAUUGCCAGCAAGAGAGGCAGGAGCCAUGUCGUGAAGAUCCUUUUGGAGAAAAAGGCAGACACCAGUCUUGCUACCUCAGAUUGUAGGACAGCUGUUUAUGCAGCCAGCAAGAAGGGUCAUGCCCCAGUAAUCGAACUCCUGUGUAAGAGUGGUGCAGGUGUUAAUACCGGCACAAAAGGUCAAAGGAAGCGAAAUCCGUUGUCGGCUGCCAGUCGGAAAGGCUAUGUAGGUGCUGUAGACUGUUUGUUACGAUACGGAGCUGAUGUGAAUCUCAAAGACUCUGAGGGGAACACCUCUCUUCACAUAGCAAGCGCUGCAGGCCAAACGGAUGUGGUAAAAUGCCUGUUGAAGUGGGGAGCAGAUGUGUUGGCUAGGAACUGUUCAGAGCAAACACCUCUCCAUGACGCCGUUGCAGUAACCAAUACUGAUACAGACACCAUCGACUACUUACUCCUUGCAGGAGCUGAUGUCAAUGCAGUUGAUGACAAGAAAUGGACCCCUCUCCACCUUGCAAGCCUCUGCAGUUCAGCAAUGGUAGUGAAGACCCUUCUCUUGUGGAAGGCCGAUGUCCACUCAAAGGAUAUUUCGAACAUGACUGCACUCAGGUAUGCAUCUGCCACGGGCAAGAUAGGUAACAUAUCAGUGCUAUUGCAACAUGGGGCUACAAUUGACAGUGUGUGUUUGAAUCUAGCGGUCAUCUACGGUCACGCCAAUGCUGUGGAGGUGCUUCUGAAAGAGAAGUUCCCGAUCAAAGAUGUUGACGAAAUGUAUGAUCUUGCCAAACAACAAGGCUUUGACAAAGUGAUGGAUGUCAUAAACAAAUAUAGGCCGGAUGUAUCUGAAAUAUAUUGAUGGGCAGCAGUAUAUAGUUUUGACAGUGUUACAAAUACUGGCACGUGAAUACUGCACAGUGAUGUGAUAAGGAGUUUCAGCAAAUAACUUGGAACUUGUCAGGGUGUGCGUGACAAUACGUCGUUAGCUUUGUAAUCUAUGUGUACAUGUCUUGAACUUUGACUUCCACUGUAAAUACCUUGAAUGAAAGAUCAUGUAGAAUAACAUAUCCCUUUGCAUCAUCCUAAAUUGUAUCUGCAUGGGCACACUGCAAACAAAUUAGAUUUAUCCAGCCUCUAAGUGUAUAUUGUUAUAUCAGAUCAACUGUAAAUACGACACAUGUAUAUACAUUCGGGUUCUUAACAGAUAACCCUUGAUAACGAGUGAGCCAGUUCCUUGACAACAAGUGUGCUUUGUAAAAUGGAAAUUGGCUGUGAUUAUAAGGUAACUGAACAAUAACAAGGCGUCAUUGUUGUCUCAAUCACAUGGCCCUGCAGUGUAGGUUUGAGGGCAGGUACUGUAUACAUGUGUAACAGACCAUUUAGUUCACACGAAUAGAAUACCAUUACAGUCUGGAUGAAUAUCAAAGAAAGUUUUGUUGCUAGUGUGUGUGUGUGUGUGCGUGCGUGCGUGCGUGCGUGCGUCUGCGGCUGUCCUUCAGUACGAAUUUGGACUUGUUUCUUACAAGACUUGUGUGAUGCAACAAGCAUCAAGUACUGAGGAUCGACAAUGUCAUUCAUCUCAGACUGAUACAUAUCAUGCAGCAAAUCCAAUAUUCCGCCUUGAUUCACGGAGGACCAGCAUGAGAAAUAUGAUUUUCUUUUGAAUAAAACAUAAUUGUAA